Paracoccidioides brasiliensis Pb18 is the source of this 1059-nucleotide messenger RNA. RefSeq lists its product as uncharacterized. Gene Ontology annotation, molecular function: phosphatidylinositol-4-phosphate binding. Gene Ontology annotation, biological process: Golgi organization; Golgi to plasma membrane protein transport; retrograde vesicle-mediated transport, Golgi to endoplasmic reticulum. The record is from RefSeq and is a predicted model, not a curated record. Gene Ontology annotation, cellular component: cytosol; Golgi cisterna; trans-Golgi network. The transcript has 4 exons. The coding region runs from base 1 to 1059 and encodes 352 amino acids.
AUGGCUUCUGCCGGUGGUCUGACGCGCCGUCGCGGAGGCGUUCGUUCAAACACAGACGAUAAUAAUGAAGGCAGUCGGGUCGCCUCACCGUCCCCGUUAAACGGAUCUUCCUUCGACAGUCGCGUGCCGGAAACAUCCUUCACAGGCGAAAAUGGACACAAGAUCGCCUUUGAUCCACGGGAUAUCAGUGAAAGUGAUGAGAGGAAUAAGCAACCUAAGCUCACACUAAUGGAAGAGGUGCUUCUGAUGGGUUUAAAAGAUAAGCAGGGAUAUCUAUCUUUCUGGAACGAGAAUAUUUCGUACGCCCUACGAGGUUGUAUCGUUAUCGAAUUAGCAUUUCGCGGCCGCAUUAGUAUGCAAAAGGACUCGUCGAGACGACGCUUUCCACUUGCUGACCGGGUAAUCGAGGUCAUCGAUGAUACGCUGACUGGAGAGGUCUUGCUGGACGAGACGUUAAAAAUGAUGAAGUCAAGUGAAAAGAUGAGUGUCAGCUCUUGGAUCGAUCUCCUGAGUGGCGAAACAUGGAACCUUAUGAAAAUCGGUUAUCAAUUGAAACAAGUCCGAGAACGACUAGCAAAGGGCCUGGUAGACAAAGGCAUCCUCCGCACUGAGAAACGCAACUUCCUCCUUUUCGAUAUGGCCACCCACCCCGUCGCCGACACUGGUGCCAAAGACGAAAUCCACAAACGAGUCCGCAACAUCUGUAGCAAUCGCACUGUUAUCCUCACCCCAAACCAGUUCCUCCCCGAGGACAUUGAAUUUAGAUACCUCCGGACAAUCACGAUGGUUUGUGCAGCGUAUGCUGCUAACGUCCUUGAAAAUGCGCUGGUGACUAUGGGCCAUGAGGCGCGGGAAAGAGCCUUUGCACAGGUUGAUGAACUGUUGUCGGAAUAUUCGCAGUGGCCGUUUGCGCGGCGGGCGGGCGGCGGUCAGGGUAUUGGCGCGAAUUUGGCUCAAGAGGUAAAUGAGGAAGUUGAUAAGGCGAAGGAUAAAGAGCUUCAACUAGAGGUGAUAGCAGCCUGUCUGAGCGUAUUUACUCGCCUGGAUUCCCUUCUCUGA